GGUAAAAACAAGCACGUAGGUUGCAGAGAGAAGUCGUCUGUGCUUGACGCGAGUGAACUUGAUAAUAAAAAAGUCCGGAAAGCACCAAAGCUCCCUCGAAGCUUGCAGGCGCACACAUAGAAGUCUUUUUCCGGCCCGUUCACCGACAGCCGUGUAUUGUACUUGUGCGAGGCUUCGACACGCCGUGACGAAAUCGCCUGGCUUUCAUUCUGCACUCAUUCCUCGCGUUUAUCGAGAUUAAGCCGACCCUCGCGUAUCACACAGAAGUGCAAAGUUAUGAAAGUACGCAGCAUGGCCAUUAUGGAGUUCGUUCGGAUUCAAGAGUAUGGCACACUGUGAUGGAAAACGAGGAGGGAGGAGAAGAAGAAAAAAAUAUCGUGAAUAGAAUGUAUAAUGUGACAUUUGCCGGCGCGACUGUGUAUGGACGGGUCUCCGAAUGUCAAUGGCGCAUUGAGGCAGCGUGACAAUCGAGGCUCAAGCUCCUAAUAGAAUUACGUCGACGUUACACAAGAGAGCUGUUGUUGCCCUCGUAUGGAUUCAACUUUGGCGUUAAAGGUGAAAUCGCGACAGUUGCGUUUCUGACUUACUUCGUGGAAGAGAGAGAGAGCUUUUUCUCGCUCCGGUAUCCGCUUGAAGAUGAAGGACGCGAGUAGGCUCUUGAGGGUUUUGUUGAGGGUUUCGGAAAAGGCAGCGAACAUCGCGAGGGUUUGCAGGCAGGACAAGGCACUUUUUGCCCUGCUCGUUCAGGAAAAGUCGGCCGACGAGAAGAAUCCACGGUUUUUUCAAGACUUCAAAACAUUGGCCGACGUUUUGAUUCAAGAAACCAUUCGCCAUGACAUUGGCUUGGAGUUUCCAGAAUUGACUGGUGCUGUCAGAGGAGAAGAGAACAACGUUUUCAGCAAUACGCUGGGCGAGACAAUUACAGUCAAGAUUUGUUCCAGCUUACAAAAAACGGCAGAGUUACUAAAAAAAGUUUUGGAUGACGACGAAACAGUUGCCGAACUACUUUCCAAAGAAGUUCACCGGGACAUAGAGAUGUCGGAUGUUCCAGUUGACAGUACAAACGUUCCUAUGGAUUUCGAAGUAGAUAUAUCAGAUCUCGGUAUUUGGAUUGAUCCCAUAGAUUCGACUGCUGACUAUAUAAACGGUGGUGAAGUCAUUGACGACACAACAGGGUUACACUUAAGCGGAUUGCGUUGCGUUACUGUACUUAUUGGAGCUUAUUUCAAAAGUUCUGGUCUACCUGUUAUGGGAGUCGUUAAUCAACCCUUUUUCACACAAGAAAACGGAACAGAGUGGAAAGGUACCUGCUACUGGGGAUUUUCAAAUGGCAGUUCUUCAUGUUGUUCCAUCCACAACGAAGAAGACAAUAAAAACAAAAUAGUUUUGAUCAGUAGAUCCGAAAACCCAAGUAUAAAGUCGAAGUUAAGCGAAGCUCAAUUUCAAAUAAUAGAAGCUGCGGGCGCGGGUUACAAAUUGAUAAGUGUUGCUUCUGGCAAAGCAGAUGCUUAUUUGCUCUCCAAAAAUUCGACAUAUCGAUGGGAUUUAUGCGGUCCACAUUCAAUAUUACUAUCACAAGGUGGAGGUAUUGUUGAUUUCGAAAAAUCUACAAGCGGUGUUGAUUACUGUGAUGCUAUUAUAAGGUAUUCCCACGUUGAUACGAAAGUUUGUAACGAAGGUGGAUUAAUCGCCUUUAAAAAAAAGAAAACUUUGGAUGAUUUAUUAAAUAUUUUUUAAUGAAAACUUAAACGAAUUUUAUGAGAGGGACACACUUUAAAUGUUAUAAAUACCAAAUGUUAUACAUAUAUAUACCAAAUGUAAAGCCAUGCUGUUGACAGUAAAGGAUUUACAUUUUGAUCUCUUACUGGGAAAAUGUACUUCAAGUAUGGAAAACAGAUUUUCGCCAUACCCCACGUUUUGCCAUAUUUCUUAGAUCAAAAUAUGCUUAUUUGGUUUCAUUAGUCAAUAAAAUUGGUCUUAUUAGUUAAUAAAAUUCCAUCAAUUUUAUUAGUUAUUUAAAUUAUUUUGGAUUUUUAUUGGUGAAAAUAAUUUAUUUGCCGCGCACGCAUUGAAACAGAUAUAUACUUUAGAAAAAUAACUGAAACGUUCACAAUUUACGUUAGUGUUAAUAUCAUGAUUUAAAAUAUAAUAAGAUAACUUGAAAUGCAAACAAUACGUUUGGGUAAUGUACAACAUCACGUGCUGACUAAAAGUUACUUUGAAGUCUAGUUGGAAUCCAUUUGAUAAGUUUAAAGUGCAUACUAAAAUCAUGAAUGAUAAUAUUUUGUAUUACCUGGGAUGUCUGAAAACAAACUGUUAAGAUACUUAUUUAAUUGUGCACGUUUAAAAAAUGUGUUUCAAUCAAUAUACCCUAUACAUUGAGAAUUUAUAAAAAUAUGUUGUACAAAUUACAUGUGAUGAUUGUGGAUCUCUUGAUGUGAUAUGGUAUUUAUUUUGUUU
Messenger RNA from Copidosoma floridanum, 2460 nucleotides. RefSeq names its product inositol polyphosphate 1-phosphatase (gene Ipp). Gene Ontology annotation, molecular function: inositol-1,4-bisphosphate 1-phosphatase activity. The record is from RefSeq and is a predicted model, not a curated record. Lineage: Eukaryota; Metazoa; Arthropoda; Insecta; Hymenoptera; Encyrtidae.